Papaver somniferum (opium poppy) is the source of this 1653-nucleotide messenger RNA. Its product is annotated as F-box/kelch-repeat protein At3g23880-like. The transcript is spliced from 2 exons. The coding region runs from base 88 to 1449 and encodes 453 amino acids. The record is from RefSeq and is a predicted model, not a curated record. Lineage: Eukaryota; Viridiplantae; Streptophyta; Magnoliopsida; Ranunculales; Papaveraceae. Gene Ontology annotation, molecular function: protein binding.
UCCUUUUCCUUCCAUCCAGAUAAAACCUUUCUAAUAUUUCUGGUUUUGUGUAUACUCUCGAAUCUUCAAUACAUUCCUGCAGCUAUAAUGGCCAGCUUCCCAGAUGAUAUCAUGAUGGACAUCCUUGCUAGGUUGCCUGUGAAGUCGAUCUUACGAUUCAGGUGUGUAAACAAGGCGUGGUGCAAGUUGUUGAAAGACCGCAAGUUUGUUCAAAAGCACCUAAACCAUACUACCAAAAAGAACAAAUUCAGUCUUUUGGUUAAUUCUGGUAAGGACAUCUACACCAUGAGUUAUGAUCCAACAUCUUCUAUACUUGAUCGUCCCGUGAAAACUAACUUCUCUGUAAGGUCCAAAAGUGGAAUUGCGGUUUUUGGGUAUUGUAAUGGCUUGGUUUGCAUAAGUUCUGGCGGGUCAAAAGUUCUAUUCCCUUGGAACCCGGCCACUCAGGAGUAUAAGAAAUUACCCAUUCCAGAACUUCGUUUCCCCCGCCCGCACAGUUGCCAAAUUGACUACGGACUUGGCUAUGAUGACAAGAGUGAUGAUUUCAAAGUGGUUUUUGUAGCAUCUUAUAGACACAUACCUAGGAUUGAGGUUCAUAUCCAUAAAUUAAGAUGUGACUCGUGGAGAUACAUUGGCGAAUUCCCGUAUGAUCUCUCUCAAGAUUCAAGGAUGUCUGAUAUAGCUCGUGUGCCUGUUAAUGGAGCUCUUCACUGGAUAGCAGUUACUGAUAGUGACGACCUUGACUGCGAAGCUAUUAUAUAUUUUGACUUUGAGAAAGUGACUUUCGUAAGCAUGCCAUUGCCUAAGAUUCCAAAUCCCUUGGAUGUUGACACCUUCGAUUAUACAAAAUAUGUCCGAAGACUGUGCGUGUUAGGAGGUUCUCUUUGUUUAAUGUGUUCUAAUCCAGAGGCUUCUAGCGAUGUGUGGCAGUUGGACAGCGAAACAAGAAAUUCUUGGACCAAACUUUUCACUGUCGACCAACAAAAGCUUUCUGGAUGCGUUUCAGACUUGAUGCCCUUAUGGUCUUUUGAAAAUGGUAGGGUUGUAUUAGGAUUGGAGAUGAGGUAUGCUGGUUUGCAUUUGAUCCUGUAUGACCCAAAGGAUGAAUCAAGUGAACAUCUCAGGCCUUUUCAGGUUGCAAGGGGGCGUUUAUUAAGUAUCUCUGCCUAUGUAGAGAGCUUAGUGUCCCUUAAUUCAGGUACUUAUUUAUGGCAAGGACAGGUGGAAUGCUCUAAAGAAGAAGACGGUUAUUACUUAAACGGUUAUUCCGAUGAAGAACACAUUGGUGAAGACUCGGAAGAUGAUGAUGACUUGGAAGAAGAAGAAGACGAACAAGAAGAAGCACAAGAAGAUACUGAGAGCAGCAAAAAGAAACGAGAAGAAGAUGAUAAAGAAAUACUAAACGAUAUUCGGAAGAUGUUCACGACUUUAAAGAAACCUAAGAUGUGAGAAUCUCAAGCACUUCUUUUUUAACUAAAGAACAGGCAGUAGAUGUGUUCUUAUAAUUAUCAGAUUGGGGACACUCUUCUGAUAAUUAUAAGAUAUUACCCAGUCUUUUUUUUGGUAGUUUUACUUCUCCAGUUUUUCUAGAUACUUAUUUGAAGAAGUUAAACAUGAAGUCAUUUUGUUAUAUCGUUUUUACUUUUUUCUCUA